Molecule: messenger RNA, 1172 nt
Organism: Glycine soja
Lineage: Eukaryota; Viridiplantae; Streptophyta; Magnoliopsida; Fabales; Fabaceae
Exons: 5
Coding region: 127-888 (253 amino acids)
Source: RefSeq, a predicted model, not a curated record
UCCACGUGGACCCCACUUCACAAAAAAAUCUUCACAGCCCAAACUCCAACUCUUCUUUCUUUCCUUUUGCUUUUUCCAACUUCUCUUCUUUUUCUUCUUCGUCAAACUCAUCAAUUUGAAUUCACCAUGGAUUCCCUUCCUUCCGUCUCGCCCUCCAUGGUCCUCCCUCCGAGCCAUCCUUUCCGCCGCCUCCCUCCCAGCCUCGUCUCCUCCCGAACCAGAAGCCGCCGUCGCCGCCACGUGUCGGUGUCCUGCACCCUCGCCGGCGACGGCACCGAUGACGAAGUCGAAAGGGCUCUUCACAUGGACGGCGCAAUUCCCCGCACCUCCGACGAGUUCGUCAAGCGCGUAUCCUCACGCGCCUACGACAUGCGCCGCAAUCUCCAACAAUCCUUCGACACCAGCAGCUACGACGUUUUAGAUGCCAACCCUUGGAGAGAGAUUUCAAAGCCUGUGUAUGUACUCACGCAAAAGGAAAAUCAACUGUGCACAAUGAAAACCCGCAGAAAUAGAAGCGAAGUUGAAAGAGAGCUUGGAUUGUUGUUUUCUAAAGGCAGCAAGUGGAGUUCUGGAAUUGGAAAUCAGUCAAAACAAGCGAGGGGAGGGACUAAUAAGUUUCAAAUGCUUGUGGAAGAUGUUAGAGAGGGAGUGCUGGUAUUUGAAGAUGCAAACGAGGCAGUAAAGUAUUGUGACUUGCUAGAAGGAGGUGGUCAAGGUUGUGAAGGUGUUGCCGAGAUAGAAGCCUCAUCGAUAUUUGAUCUUUGCCAGAAAAUGAGGGCUCUUGCAGUUCUAUUCCGCAGAGGGAGGACACCUCCUCUACCCGAAAGUCUUAAGCUGAAUCUGCGAGCUCGUAAUCGGUCCCUUGAAGAUCAAGAUGAUUUGAUGUGAAAUUUGAAGAUUAAGAUGAUUUGAUGAGAAAUUCAUAUUCCCUUUUGUUGAGAGGGAAGCAACUGUACGCUAAUUGCUAAUAUGCUUAAGCCCCCCAAAGGAACAAAAUAUGUAUAUUGAUAGAAAUUCAUUCAUCAUAUAAUUGAAAAAAGUAUAGCAUGUAUAUGGUUUACCCAAUGCUCAUGUUCAAAAUUUCAGCUUUUUAUUCAGAGUUUAAAUCGACUCAUUGGAAGUGGCCCUGUAUUGAUUAUGGAUACAAGAUAAAAUGGUUAAAAUUCACUGUA